Myiozetetes cayanensis is the source of this 3314-nucleotide messenger RNA. It is a transcript of the gene TPH2, whose product is annotated as tryptophan hydroxylase 2. Gene Ontology annotation, cellular component: neuron projection. Lineage: Eukaryota; Metazoa; Chordata; Aves; Passeriformes; Tyrannidae. The coding region runs from base 33 to 1508 and encodes 491 amino acids. The transcript is spliced from 11 exons. Gene Ontology annotation, biological process: serotonin biosynthetic process; aromatic amino acid metabolic process. The record is from RefSeq and is a predicted model, not a curated record. Gene Ontology annotation, molecular function: tryptophan 5-monooxygenase activity; iron ion binding.
GCGGCGCUGCCCCCCGCCCGCCCGCCGGCCCCAUGCAGCCCGCCAUGAUGAUGUUCUCCAGUAAGUACUGGGCGCGGAGGGGCUUCUCGCUGGACUCGGCGCUGCCGGAGGAGCGCCCCGCCGCCGGCAGCCUCACCCUAAACAGGUCGAGUUCUGGGAAAAAUGAGGAAAAGAGAGGGAAUAAGGGAAAUGGGAAAAGUGAAUCUGUUUCUGAAGGUGGAAAGACAGCUGUGGUGUUUUCCCUGAAGAAUGAAGUUGGUGGAUUGGUGAAAGCUCUCCGACUCUUCCAGGAAAAACAUGUGAGUAUGGUUCAUAUUGAAUCACGAAAAUCAAAGAGAAGGAGUUCUGAGGUGGAAAUUUUUGUGGACUGUGACUGCAGUAAGAAAGAAUUUAAUGAACUAAUCCAGUUGCUCAAGUUUCAAACUAAUAUCGUAACUCUCAAUCCACCAGAAAACAUCUGGACUGACGAAGAAGAUCUUGAAUGUGUCCCUUGGUUCCCCAGGAAGAUAUCUGAACUGGACAAAUGCUCCCAGAGAGUUUUGAUGUAUGGAUCUGAGCUGGAUGCAGAUCACCCUGGAUUUAAAGACAAUGUCUAUCGACAGAGAAGAAAGUACUUUGUGGAUCUUGCCAUGAGCUAUAAAUAUGGUCAACCCAUUCCUAGAGUGGAGUACACAGCUGAAGAAGUUAAAACGUGGGGGGUGGUAUUUAGGGAACUCAGUAAACUCUAUCCCACCCAUGCCUGUCGUGAAUACUUAAAAAACUUUCCUCUGCUGACCAAGUACUGUGGAUACAGAGAGGAUAAUGUGCCUCAGUUGGAAGAUGUUUCUAUUUUUCUUAAAGAAAGGUCUGGCUUCACAGUGAGACCUGUUGCUGGAUACCUGUCUCCCCGUGAUUUUUUAGCUGGCUUAGCAUAUAGAGUUUUUCACUGUACUCAGUACAUACGACAUGGCUCAGAUCCUCUCUACACACCGGAACCGGAUACGUGCCAUGAACUCUUGGGCCAUGUGCCUCUGCUUGCUGAUCCCAAGUUUGCACAGUUUUCACAAGAGAUAGGGCUUGCUUCACUGGGAGCAUCCGAUGAAGAUGUUCAGAAAUUAGCCACAUGCUAUUUUUUUACGAUUGAAUUUGGCCUUUGCAAGCAAGAGGGACAACUACGUGCUUAUGGGGCAGGACUUCUGUCUUCUAUUGGAGAAUUAAAGCAUGCUCUCUCUGACAAGGCCAAUGUGAAAGCAUUCGAUCCAAAGACAACCUGUUUGCAAGAAUGCCUUAUCACUACUUUCCAGGAGGCUUACUUUGUUUCAGAAAGUUUUGAAGAAGCCAAAGAAAAGAUGAGGGACUUUGCCAAAUCAAUCAAUCGUCCCUUCUCCGUGUAUUUCAAUCCAUAUACGCAAAGCAUUGAGAUUCUGAAGGAUACCAGGAGUAUAGAAAAUGUUGUCCAGGACCUGCGCAGUGAUCUGAAUACUGUAUGUGAUGCUUUAAGCAAAAUGAACAGAUAUUUAGGGAUUUGAUAUGUCUGGCACUGUGAUUUGCUGUCAGUUGCUCUUUCUGUAGCCAGUUAUGUCACAUGAGAUGGCUGACUUCUCUAACCCAUCAGUUUUCCCUCUACAGCUUGGCCUGUGUCUUGCCUCGUUGUGUACCUCCGUCUAGAUGUAAUGUGCAGACAAACCAAGGCAAUGCUAAUUUGUAAAUGCAACAUGGAAUGUGGCAGAAUAUAAUCAUCAAUUCCUCAAAUCAGUGCCAUGUACAAGUAUACCAUUAAAAAUUUAUCUGGCAAUGGUUUUGUUUCCGUAAGAUGAUUCACUUCAGUGUUUAAGAAAUGAUGUUGCUGAUUUUAGUAAGUCUGAGUUUAUUUCUUUAUGAUGCCUUUCCUUCCAUAAGAAUCCAGAAGAAAUUAUUUGUGACACUUUCAUUUUCUUUGUAAGAGAAUCUGUAUUUCUUUCUAUAGUGGUAAAGACACAGUUUUGUCUGUAUAUCUGUAACAGAACUAAGUGUCUCUUGUGACUGAACAAUACAAUUUGUAUACCAGUGCUGAGAUCAGGAAGGCUGUGUAUUGGUACUAAAAGGUCUCAGAGAUUACACCUUAUGAGAAUUCUCAACUGACAAAAGUUCAAUGUGUCUGAGUAAUUGCAACACAAUAAAAAAGAAAUCUCUGACAAUUCACGUAGAAAGAUAGUUCUGAUUCACACUCGCUACCUGUGACAGUCCUGAGCGUGCUUCCUCUGUGAGUGCUAUCUGGGAAUAAGAUAAUUCCACUAGCCCUUCUACAUCACUGUGUGCCUUGUGCAUUCCCUUGUGUUUUGAACAUACUCCUCUUGCAUUUCAUGUAUAAUUCGCUUUUCCUCUUUAUUCCCCAUUCAACCUUGACUUUUUCAUGCGUGACUGGGUCUAUGCUGUGUUAGUAUCAGAACAUAUAAAAUGGUGAAUAUGGAAGUUGUUAUUUAAUUAUAGCCCAAAUGAUUUUCAGUUAGUAGAAUACUUAUGGAGUGAUUAAAUCAUGGAGACGCCCAAGCUGCCUUGCUUGUAUCGGACGGAUGCAGGUAAUACCUGAGUUAAUAAACUCUAAGUUGUCAAGCUCUGACAGAUGUACAAGCUCUGUCUGGGGAGCACAGUGCAAAAAUAUUUGAGACAGCUCUUAUCUGGAAGCAAUAAUUAUGCAUGUCUUUCCUUUGUCUGGGUUAUUCUAUUCUCCUAUUAGCCAAGAUAAUGGAGAAUUGACUGUACUGUAUGGACCCCUCUUAUUGGAAACCAUAUGGCUUAUGCGGAUUAUGUCAGUAUGGGUGAAAGUGUCAUAGCUUGUCUGCAUAUAUGGAAAAUAGAUAUCUAUUGAAGCUGCUCUCCCAGAUGAAAGAGUCAUGCAGAGACUCUUCAGUGUUGCUAGCAAUUUCAGCAUAAAAAGAGCACCACUUGAUAGUGCCAGCAUAUCCUUAAAUAAGAGGCAAUCUCUAAGGAUAAUUUUCACAGAGAAAUCUUCCACCUCCUCAAAGAUAACUAAGAGAUAACAGAAAAGGCGCUUUUCUCUGGAUGGUCCCUGCUGCAUUCUAAUGCUGCUGUUAAUAGGGUGUAAAAAAACCCUAGUUUUAGAUUUAACUGUGACUGCCAUUGGUACAAAUGAAGAACUGUUGAAUUAUCCCGUGGGGAUCAGCAUACCAAAGGAGUUUUUAACCUCCCAACGUUAGUGCUGACUGUUUGCUAGCACUUACCACAGAGGAAUUGCUGGCAACCUUAGCAGGAGAGUUUCUGCCUCCUUCUUCACAUAAAAUCUGAUGAAUCCCUUGUAGCCCUUUCUGGAGAAAAUGGACUGUACUGAGAUUUGC